AAAAGGAGAAAAUUAUUGAUGAAUGUACUUUUGAGGUUGAGGAUUACUAGUCGAAGAAGCAAAGGAUAUGUUUGUGAAUCAUUGUGAAAUAUAUAUGAACACACACACACUUUGGGGUUCAAAACUGAGAUUGAAAAGAGUAGAGGAAAAUUAGGAUCAUGGAUUUUUUGGUGACAAUGAUAGAGCCUUACAGGGCAGUGAUAAAAGAGGAAUGGAAGAAAGUGAAGGAAGAAUUAAAAGACGAGACGAAGAUUGUGUUUCCGAUGACAGCUAGCAGGGACACGGCGUUGCAUUUGGCAGUGUACAGCGGAGGAGAGGAGCCAUUGAGAACAUUCCUGGUGGGGAUUUUUGAAAUGGACGAAGCGUUCUGGAGGAACAGUGCCGGAAACACGCCGUUGCACGAAGCUGCAACGGUGGGGAAUCUGGCUGCGGUUAAGCUGUUAGUUGAGUACAAGAAAGAAGAUCUUGUGGCGGAGAAUAUUUACGGAGAAACUCCUCUAUUUAGAGCAGCAAGAUGUGGACAUCUUGAGAUUGUUAAUUAUAUAUUAGAAGACUGUGAAGAUUUCUUCUCUCGGUGUUCAAGGCAUUGGACUAAUAGGAAGGGUAAUCCCAUCAUUCAUGCUGCCAUUCAAAGCCAAAAAUUUGAUGUGGUUUUGAAACUGACUGAAUUCGAUAAGUCGCUGUUGGAAAUGACGAAUCUAGAAGGCAAAACGGCUCUUCAUGUAUUGGCCAACAUGCCAUCUGCUUUUCAAAGUGGAUAUCCCAUGAAGUUCUUUGAAUCAAUUAUCUAUAAUCUGCUUCCUACUCAGGACAUCUACAAUUAUAAGUAUUCAAAUUUUGGGUCUUCCAACAAUGAUCCUAAUGGCUAUUCUAAAAGCUCUAUUAUUCAAAAUAAGAAUGAAGAUUUAGAAGCUGGAAUUAGCAACUCUGAAACUCCAAACAAAUUAUGCCAUUCAAAUUGUUGGAUACAUUUAGUCCACUUCUUGGCUUGCUUCUUUUGGAAAUUCAUCUUCUUAGGAUGGCCCCAAUGGAAAGAACUGUAUGAGAAAAAGCAACAGCACAAAUUAGCCCUGACCAUCACCAACAUGCUUGCUCACAUAGAUUUUUCAUGGCGCCAAACCCAAGCCACCCCACCGGAGAUUACCGAAGUCGACUCCUUCGGACUCCCCCUUCCCAAAGAAGGCGAUGUAGACCUCCACAUCUUAACAACUCAUCCAUCUUCCGACCACAACCAAGGAGAAAUUGGAGAUAUCGAAUUCUACGAACAUCACGAAACCCCUCUCCUACUUGCCGCUGCCAAUGGAAUCAUUGAGAUCGUCCAACAAAUUGUGGAAGUUUUCCCUCAAGCCGUGGAUUACGUAACGGUUCACCAACGAAACCUGCUCCAUGUGGCCAUUGCUCACCGUCAAAAACAGGUGUUCAAGUGGAUUCAAAAUCAUAGACUAAUCAUGACAAGGCUAGUGACACGAAUCGACACCUUAGGAUUCACUGCACUUCACCAUGUGGGCGUCACGAAAUUCUUCCGCGGUGGAACCCACGGCCCUGCUUUACAACUCCAACAAGAACUCAUAUGGUAUGAGCGUGUGCAAUCUCAAAUCCCCGCCCUUUACAACAUGCACCACAACAAGAUGAAAUGGACCCCUCGCGAGUAUUUCUACAAGACGCAUGAAAAAAUGCUUGACCAAGCCAAAGAAUGGCUCAAGAAAACCUCUGAGUCUUGUUCUGCCGUCGCCGUCCUUGUUGCUACUGUCGUAUUCGCCGCUGCCUACACUGUUCCCGGUGGGCUUAAUAGCAAGACUGGGUCUCCUAUUCUACUCACUGAACCUAUCUACGUUGUGUUCACUGUCAUGGACAUUCUCGCCCUCGCCACUGCCCUCUCGUCGGUGGUUCUGUUUUUGUCGAUUCUAACAUCGUCCUUUAAGAUGGAGGAUUUUCUGCACACGUUGCCAAUGAAACUCUCGAUUGGAUUCCAACUUUUGUUCUUCUCUGUGGCGAGCACGAUGAUGGCAUUUGCAUUGACGAUUGUGUUGACAGUGAAGUCAGAGGAGAUGAAGUGGACGGUGAGUUUGUUGUAUAUGGCGACGUUUUUUCCGGUGACCAUGUUUAUAAUAAUUCAGCUCCCUCUGUAUGUGGAAUUAGUGAAGAAUAUUUGGAGAUAUGGCCACAAGAUUUCCAAGUUUCUUCCCAUGGGGUUUCUUGCUCUAUGUUGUAAACUUCCUUCCAAAGUUUUGAGUAGGAAAUUUGUUUGAUAUAUAUUAACAGUCAAUUGUCUUUGAAUCUGCAGCCAUCCAUUUAUAAAUAGAGUUCUUUUCAA
Messenger RNA from Cucumis sativus (cucumber), 2314 nucleotides. RefSeq lists its product as uncharacterized. The transcript is spliced from 5 exons. Gene Ontology annotation, molecular function: protein binding. The record is from RefSeq and is a predicted model, not a curated record. The coding region runs from base 159 to 2249 and encodes 696 amino acids. Lineage: Eukaryota; Viridiplantae; Streptophyta; Magnoliopsida; Cucurbitales; Cucurbitaceae.